This is a messenger RNA of Erigeron canadensis, 2242 nucleotides long. Its product is annotated as ETHYLENE INSENSITIVE 3-like 1 protein. Gene Ontology annotation, cellular component: nucleus. The record is from RefSeq and is a predicted model, not a curated record. Lineage: Eukaryota; Viridiplantae; Streptophyta; Magnoliopsida; Asterales; Asteraceae. The transcript has 2 exons. Gene Ontology annotation, molecular function: DNA binding; DNA-binding transcription factor activity. Bases 203 to 2014 code for a protein of 603 amino acids.
CUCUCUCUCUCUCUCUAUCUCAGCUGCCUAAGAAGACUAUAUUAUUUUCUUUCUUCAGAUGUCACAAUAACAAGUUUGAUAUAUCAAAGUCUUGAAGUAAACAGGACAAUAUCAAGUUGAUAUUUGGGUAUUAUUGAAGUGGUAUAUAGACAGACUUACAGAGAUUUUAGUUCAAGUUUCUUGAUUAGGUAUACUCUGAUCCAUGGGGAUCUUUGAAGAAAUGGGUUUCUAUGGAAAUCUUGAUUUCCUUUCGGGUUCUAACUGUGAGGGAGAAAGGGCACCUGAAGCAGAACAAGAGGCAGCUGUGGAGGAAGAUUAUAGUGAUGAAGAAAUGGAUGUUGAUGAGCUGGAAAGACGGAUGUGGAGAGACCGUAUGCUUUUAAGGCGGCUUAAAGAUCAAAAUAAAGGUAAAGAAGUCGAUAAUGCUAAGCAACGUCAGUCUCAAGAACAAGCGAGAAGAAAGAAAAUGUCUCGUGCUCAAGACGGGAUCUUGAAAUAUAUGCUUAAAAUGAUGGAAGUUUGCAAGGCACAAGGAUUUGUUUAUGGAAUAAUUCCGGAGAACGGGAAGCCUGUGAGUGGGGCUUCAGAUAAUCUCCGGGCCUGGUGGAAGGAAAAAGUUCGGUUUGACCGAAACGGGCCCGCUGCGAUUACUAAAUACCAAGCGGACCAUUCGAUUCCCGGGAAAAACGAGGAUAACUGUAAUCCGGUUUCCACCCCGCACACCCUGCAAGAACUUCAAGACACCACUCUCGGUUCACUUCUGUCAGCUUUGAUGCAACAUUGUGACCCGCCACAAAGGCGGUUCCCAUUGGAAAAGGGUGUUGCACCACCAUGGUGGCCUAGUGGAGAUGAAGAAUGGUGGUCCCAACUCGGUUUACCAAAAGAACACGGGACUCCACCUUACAAAAAACCUCAUGAUCUCAAAAAAGCUUGGAAAGUUGGUGUUCUAACGGCUGUAAUCAAACAUAUGUCGCCAGAUAUUGCUAAAAUUCGCAAGCUUGUUAGGCAAUCUAAAUGUUUACAAGACAAAAUGACGGCCAAGGAGAGUGCUACAUGGCUUGCUAUCAUCAACCAGGAGGAAGCAUUAUCUCGUAAGCUAUAUCCGGACAGCUGUCCACCCAUAUCUUCUGCUGGAUCGGUGUCUUAUCUUGUUGCAGAUACCAGUGAUUAUGAUGUGGAUGGUAUAGAAGAUGAUCAGAUAGUUGAAGUAGAAGAGUGCAAGCCACAACCCCAUGAGGUCAACAAUCUUUAUAAUCUCGGGCUCAUGGGGCCUACUAAUGGAAUUGGGGCUCCUCAGCUAGCUCAAGUCAAGGGUGAGAUCAUUGAGAUCCCAAGUCCGGACAAUUUCAUUCAGAAAAGGAAGCAACAAUCUGAUGACCAGCAGCCACAGAAGAUAUACACUUGUGAGUUCUCUCAAUGCCCUUAUAGUGAUAUCCGUGUGGGUUUUAGCGACAGAUUUUCACGAAACAAUCAUCAGAUGAGUUGUCCUUACCGCCCUGCUCCUAACCCAAAUCAUAAUCCUCCGCGUAGUGGAACCUUAAGCUUCCAACUGAAGGAACCUGUCUUUGCCAUGCCCUCAUUUGGUCAGGCUAAGAUCACCACUAGUCAACCGAUGAAUCAGGAUCCUACUUUUUGUGGUUCACAACUUGGACUUCCAGGAGAUGGUCAACGGGCCAUUUCUGAUCUCAUGUCAUUCUAUGAUACUAAUCAUCAAAACACUAACAGAAAUCCCGGGAAUCUUGAUGUUAUUGCUGACCAACAGAAGCAAAAGUUUCCCAUCCAACUCGAUGAUGACUUUUUUGGUCAAGGGGUCGAGUCCCACAUGCCUUCUAAUCAGUCAACUUUCUUGCCAAACGGGUUUCAGCUUGAAAACAGAACACCAUACACUCCCGCUUUUGAUGCAAACAAUAACUUGGAUUUCAGAUUCGUUUCACAGUCGCCAUUUAAUCUCGGAGGCGUUGACUUCUCCAGUGAGUCAAACCCUGCCCCAGAUAUGUCAAUGUGGUACCUCUGAAAGGGUCAACAUGAAAACCCCAUUAACAGGUGAGAAAAAAAGAGACUUCUUUUAAUCCAUAGUAUAGUAUCAAGUUAGUUACUAUUAUCCUUUGCUUGCAUUAUUACAAAAACGUUCUACGGACUCAUGUUUUGUAACGUUUAGUGUGAUCGAAUACUUGUCAUGUACCUCGUGUAACUAUAUUUUGUUUAUAUAUGUGAUGUAUUAUGUCAAAUAACUGUUUUGCUA